Acanthopagrus latus (yellowfin seabream) is the source of this 8031-nucleotide messenger RNA. RefSeq names its product thyroglobulin (gene tg). The record is from RefSeq and is a predicted model, not a curated record. The coding region runs from base 730 to 7953 and encodes 2407 amino acids. The transcript is spliced from 51 exons. Gene Ontology annotation, biological process: thyroid hormone generation. NCBI's taxonomy places the organism in Eukaryota, Metazoa, Chordata, Actinopteri, Spariformes, Sparidae.
CCAUCUUCUCAGCUUCUACCUGUUUACCAGGUGAGUGAAGCAGCUUCUCUCCAUCCUGUCCUACAUGAGGUCAGCUGUACUGUCGGCUAACACAGCUAAUUAUAACGAUUACUACGUCAUAUAAACGACACAAACUACGUUUAGCGGGUUAGCUUAGCAUUAGUCUCUCUCUUUGUACAAGCUAACUCGUUUUUGUCAGACAGUAAGCUAGCAGCGAUGGCGGGAAAAUGUUCAGGAAGGAGAAGACGGUAAAAUGAACAAAAUGGCGUCAGAGCAGCGGGACGGUUCAGGUCUCUGUAUGAAGCUCUUUCACCACCUCCAUGAUGGAGGAGACCGCUGACGAGGUUGGAUCACAGUAUGACAGCGGUUAGAGAUGACAGCUUCACUCUGUUCUUCUGGACGUCACAGCUGCUCCGUGAAGUCUGGAGGCUGAAACAGAAACAGAGGUCAAACAGACGGAUGAGAUGAAGAAGAUGAUGAAGAGUCAGACCAGCAGACCAGCAGAGAUGGUCUCGUCCAAUCAGAGGGCUACACGGCUCGCUGCCGGCCUCCUGAGUCGUGGUGAAGGACUCCUGGUUCCACCCAGAUGCUCUGAGGAGGACGGAUAAGAGGAGGAAGAGGAGGUGGAGGGAUGAAGGUGAAUUGUUCUGCUGGUCCUGCUCACGGUGACUCAGCAGCUCUGCAGGUUUAUAAAGAGGCAGCGAUGGUGAGUGUGUCUCCACAGAGACGAUGAUGGCCUGGCUGCUCCACAUCACCUGCAUCCUGGUCUGCUGCCCACAGCUGCUGCAGGGCAAAGCUUCAGAGUACCAGCUGGAGUCGGAGAGCCUGAGCCAAUGUGAGUUGCUAAGAGGCGUGGCUGUUGCCAAGCAACAGGGAGACACCCCUCACUGUAUGGAGGAUGGCAGGUUCAGACCUGUCCAGUGCAGUGGGCGGGGUCAGGAGUGUUGGUGUGUUGAUGCUGAAGGUCGGGAGGUCGUUGGGACUCGAAGCAACGGUUCCGCUCCUCACUGUGCGUCUCCCUGCCAGCUGCAGUCUGUCCUGCAGUGUUCUCCUUCAGGCCUCUUUGAGUCAGUUCAGUGUGACUCCAGCAGGGGGCAGUGUUGGUGUGUGGACCAGGAGGGCAUGGAGCUCUACGGUACCAGACAGACCGGGACGCCUCCGCGCUGUCCGGGCAGCUGUGAGGUGAGGUCAAGGCGUCUCCUCCAUAGCUCCGCCUCUCACUCUCCUCCUCAGUGUGAUGAAGACGGCAACUUCCUCCCCGUUCAGUGUCGAUUCAUCAACAUGACGGACAGAAGAGAGCUGGACCUGCUGCACGCCUUCAACAGGUUCCCAGAAGCCUUUGAGACGUUCAGCAGCUUCAGGGAGUUUUUCCCAAUGGUUUCCUCGUACUGCUUCUGUUCAGACAGCCGAGGCCGAGAGCUGGAGAACACAGGUGUGGAACUCCUCCUGUCGGAGGUGUACGACUCGGCGUUCUCUGGUCUUCGCUCCGGUCGCUCCGUCUCUCAGACAAACAUCUACAGAGUCCUGCAGAGGAGGAUGCUGGGAGUCCGCCUCGCCCUCACCGGACACUUCAGAUGUCCGUCUCCCUGUGAGGAGGAGCGACGGGCAGCGAUGGAGGCGUCGUCUGUCUUCGUCCCGUCCUGUGAGAGCAGAGGAUCCUUCACCUCCAGACAGUGUCAGCAGGGGGGGCAGUGCUGGUGUGUCGACCCCACAGGGAGCGAGCUUCCUGGGACACGACAGCACGGAGACUCCCUGGUCUGCAGUUCAGGUCUUGACUGUCUCUCUCAGCGUCGUCUGGCUCUGUCCCGGCUCUUCUCUGGUCCUGUUGAUCCUCCUUUCCGGGCCUCCUCUGGUGAAUCUCUGGCCUCCUGCCUCCCUCUCCUCAGGCCCCUCAGGGAGUUCUUGCCGGUGGAGGCAGAUCCAACCUCUCUCCUGUCUCACCUGGUCGAAGUCCUCCAGGGUCUCUUCCCCUCAGUGGGAGGAGCUCUUGAGGCUCUGGCUCGCUCAUCCUCUCCUCGCCUUCAGGAAAACCUGUUUGGAGGGAAGUUCCUGAAGAACGCCGCCUCCUUUAACUUCAGUGGGGCGGUGGGAACUCAAGGAGCUCUUGGUGUGGACCGGCUCUCCUCUCAGAGCGUCAGCCUGCAGAAGAACCAGGAUCUGGUCCAGUCUGUCAGCAGAGCUCUGGAGGACCCGGCCUUCCUGUCUGCCCUCCAACACACACUGAGGGGACUGAGCAGCUCUCAGUCUCUGGACCAGGUUUUGACUCCUCUGCUGCGAUCCUGCUCCGGAGACCAGGAUGACAACGCGGCAGCCGUCUUUGUCCCGCGCUGCACGCCCAGCGGUGGUUUCCAGGAGGUUCAGUGUCGGGGCGAAGAGUGCUGGUGUGUCGAUCCUCGAGGUCAAGAGGUGUCGGGGUCUCGUAUCGCCGGUCGUCGGCCUCAGUGUCCGUCCAGCUGUGAGAGACAGCGAGCGAUGGCUCUGAAAGUGAAGGGAAACAUGGCGGCUGGCGCUGAAAUCCACAUCCCAGCAUGCUCUGAGGACGGAGACUUCCUGCCGCUGCAGUGUGUCGGAGCACGCUGCUUCUGUGUGGACGCUGAGGGGAAAACAAUGACUGCUGGGUCAGCAGGGGGCGCUGUCACCUGUCCAGAGAGAAUGACUCAGAAGCUUCAGUCCUCUGCAGGUCGGUGCUCGGAGGCGUUGGCCGAGGUCACAGCGUUCAGACGGGAAGUGAAGAGCGUCAUUGCUCUCUCUAACUCCACCCACCUUCCUCUGGGAUAUGGAUUCCUACUGGCUGAAGGUCUGCGUCUCACCCCAGAGGAGCUCCAGAUCAGCCAAUCAGAGGAGGAGCUGCAGAUCUCUGAUAGGCUGCUGAGCCGCUCCAAAGCUGCUCUGCGAUUGGCCGCUUUCUCCACUGUCCAGAUGUUUCUGCCUCCUCAGCGUCGUUCAUACGAGCCGUUCACUCCACAGUGUGACGCUGACGGACACUGGCUGCACACACAGUGUUACCACAGCACAGGUCAGUGUUGGUGUGUUGAUGAAGACGGAGAGUACAUCCCUGACUCACUGACCAGCCGCUCACUGCAGCUGCCCAAAUGUCUGACUCGUUGUCAGAGAGCUCAGGCUCACUCGCUGCUCUCUGGUUGGAUGAAAGGAUCUGACCUCACCACCGCUUCACCUUACAAACCACAGUGUGAGGAGGACGGUCGUUUCUCGGUGCUGCAGACAGGCGGCGCUGCAGGCUGGUGUGUGAACCCUCUGACUGGAGAGACGAUACAGGCGGCGACACAGAACCCUGCAGGCCAGCUGACAUGUCCCAGCUGGUGUCAGCUGCAGGGUUCCCAGUGCCGCCCCGAUGGCUCCUUCCUCCCACUGCAGUGUGAUGUCACUUCCUGUUGGUGCGUCUCUGAUGAUGGGCAGGAAGUGGGCGGGACCCGAGCGCCUCGACAGACAGGACAGACACCAUCAUGUGACCGUCCUCUGUGUCCCACCUCCGCCGUUACCCAUGGUGCACUGGUGUGCCACCCAGCAGCUAAUGGUCGUCAGAGCUGCGAUCUCAUCUGUCACCAUGGUUACCAGAACUCACUUCCUUUCAGGAGCUUCCUGUGUGAGACUGAGAGUCAGCGAUGGGUCGGCGACAGCAGACUGCUGAGUGGAGCCUGUCAGAUCUCUCAGCCUCUGCAGUCGCUGUCGUCCUCUCAACUCUGGUCGUUGUCGUCAUCCUGCUCUCAGAUUAGCAGUUUACAGUCUCUGUUGUUCAGCACGAUGACCAGCAGGGGGCUCUGCUCUGCACAGCUUCCGUCAUCAGGUCGCUCGGUGUCGCUGUGUGACGGCUCGUCAGUUCGUCUGCAGUGUGUCGGCGACAACAUGCUGCAGUUAACGGUCACACUGACCGCUCACCUGUCUGACCUCCCGAUCUCUGACCUCCCCGACCUGCAUGACGUUGGUCUGUUUCUGAAUGAGUCCAGACUUCUUGGGGGAGUUCGGGGACUUCUGGGAAAUGUCCGCUCCAUGCUUACAUCAGAACCAGACCUAGUUUCCGUGACAACACCCAGCUUUGGGUGUUCCCGUGGUUACCACCUGAACAGUGAGAGUGACGGCUGUGUUGUUUGUCCCGCUGGAAGUUUCUCCAGGGAGGGGGCGUGUCUUCUGUGUCCUCAGGGAACCUAUCAGGAUGAAGAGGGGCGGGACUUCUGCAACCAGUGUCCCAGAGGCUCCUCACCUGCUGGGGCGUCAUCUGUCAAUCAAUGUGUGACAAGGUGUCAGAGGCGGGGCCUACGCUGUUCAGAGCAAGGUGACUUCCUGCCUGCGCAGCCUGACUUCCUGUCUGGCAUGUGGAGGUGUGUCACCAGUGAGGGGGAGGAGCUUGACUGGACCAACAGUGACAAGCCUCUGACUGAUGAGGAGUGCUCAGUUCUUGGCAGGUUUCAGGCUGUUCCUGGAUCAGAUGUGAUCGUCGCUGCUGAAGACACUGAAGUCCUGAAAACGAUGAGCUCCGACCUCACAGGCUGUGUCCGAGCGUGUGCAGCAGAGCCGACAUGCCACCACGUGGCGCUGUUCAACAGACAGACUCAGUGUGAACUGUACAGCACACACACACUGAACACACGCUGCAACGCCUCGCAGCAGACCAGUGGGUUUCUGGGUAAUCCUCAGGCCGAGCUCUAUGAUUCGCUGAGCUGCACUCUGAGAGUAAGGGGCGGAGCUUCAGAUCUACUUGUUAUCAGGAAGAAAGGGGCGGAGUUUUCCUCACGGCAGCAGCAGAGUUUUGAGAGGAUGACGAUGUUGAAGGCGGUGUCGGGUGUGUUCAGGACUCAGGUGUUCUCCUCCACACGGACCUCCCUCUCUGACGCUCAUCGUUUCUGUCAGGACGGCUGCAGCCGCGACGCCUGCUGCGAUGGAUUCAUCCUCAACCAGAACAGCCUGAACGGAGGUUCUCUGCUCUGUGGUUGGCUGAGAGCUCCGUCAGUCUUGAUGUGUGGUGACCAGGACUGGGAUGUGACUGGACAGGGAACAGCCAAUCGUAUCUGCGGGGCGGGGCUAACCUACAACGAGCAACAAAAGAGCUUUGUGUUCAACUUCGGAGGACAAAAGUUCACCAUCACUGAUGCUGCCCUGCCAGCUGACAGCAAGAACAAGAAGGACUACCAGGCCUCCAUCAUCAGCUUCCAAGCCAUCUACCUGAACACAGAUGCUGAGUCAGCAGCUGAUGGUUCUGCUCCGUCUUCCUGUGCAGCAGCAGAACUCGGUCCUCCUCUGGACGUGUCAGUGCAGCAGCAGUUUGAGUCUCUGUCUGAAGACGACGUCCUCGUGGAUCCUCAGAGGAAACUCCUCUCUCUUUCCUUCUGGCUCAACAAGAAGAACUACAACUCCCAGCAGGCACUGCUCUGGUGUCUCUCACGCUGUGACGAGGAGCCGCUCUGUUCUGUCGCUGACCUCAGAGACGCUGACUCAGCAGGUUUCUUCAGCUGCUCGCUGUUUCCCGACACCAGAGUUUGUGGAGGGUACGACAAACCUCUGAGACGACCCUGUCGCCCCCUGCUGGACAGAACACCCAACAACACCCACAGCAAGAAGGUGAGUCUGUCCGGACCAGUCAAGAGUUUCUACGAGAGAGUUUCCUUCCAGAAGAUGGUUUCUUACUCUGUACGCAGCCGAGUCAGUCUGGGAGAAAACACAGCGCUGUCUGAGGGGUUCAUGGAGUGUGAGCGGCGCUGUGAUGAGGAUCCUUGUUGCCGUGGUAUCGGCUUCGUCCGAGACACCAAAUCAGCAGGCGGGUCAGACGUGGUGUGUCUGUCUCUGAUCAGUCUCGGGGUUCAGACCUGCAGUGAAGAUGACCUGACGUCCUGGAGGACUCAGGACUGCAGCCCGUCUGUGGUGAAGACCACACCUGAACCCUUCGGCUGGUACCAGAAACCUGUGAAUCAGUGGAGUUCUUCUCCGGCUCUGUGUCCUCCGUUCAGCCUGCCGACCACAAACAAUGUGUCUCUGGAUCAGUGGACGCUUCUCUCUAAUUCGUCAGUUCUCGUCGACCCUUCUGUCUCCAUGUAUGAUGUCAUCCACCUGAGUCGUGACAUCACCUCUGACCGUGAUAAGACCAGAGACUGGUGUCUCCACGCCUGUCAGGAGGCGGAGUCUUGUGUUACUGUGUCACUCAGUGAGGCCGAGUCCGCCACUCGCUGCAUCCUCUACCCCGACACCACAGCCUGCGGGUUAAGCUCCACCCCCAGCUCAUCCAGCCCCACCUCCUCCUGCAGACUGGUCAUCAGAGAGCCCGCCCCCCAGGUGUACAUGAGGACAGAGCGGUUGCCACCGGUUACAUCCAUCUCUGUCCCGGGACAUGGGAUGCUUCAGGGCGUUGCCAUGGAAACAGCCCUUGGCUCAGACAGGAAGACAGUGGUUCAGUUCCUGGGAGUCCCGUAUGCCCGACCUCCAAUAGGAUCGCUCCGCUUUGAAGCAGCUCAGCCAGCUGAUUGGACAGAAACCUGGGACGCCACCAAACCGCGUCCCAGCUGUAUCCAGCCCGGUGACGAGGAGUCUGCAGCUUCCAGUGAGGACUGUCUCUACCUCAACAUCUUCACUCCUGCUGCGCUGACGGGGCGUGUCCCAGUCCUGGUUUUCUUCUUCAAUCCUUCAGCCAAUCAGAACCCAGGCCUGUUGGAUGGCUCCACCCUCGCUGCUGCGGGUCACAUCGUCGUUGUUACAGCCAGCUACAGAACGGCGGCGCUGGGAUUCCUGAGCACAGGCUCGCCUGGUCUUCAUGGUAACUACGGUCUGUCGGACCAGGAGGCGGUGCUUCGUUGGGUUAACGCCCACAUCUCUCUGGUGGGCGGAGACAACAAUAGAGUGACGGUCGGGGCGGAGCGACGUGGUGCUGACAUCACCAGCCUUCAUCUCUCGUCCUCCUCCUCUCCUCUGUUCCAGCGGAUGAUGCUGAUGGGCGGUUCUGUCUUCUCUCCAUCGCUGCUUCAGACUCCCUCCAUCUCCAGACAGCAGGCGGUCGAUCUGGCCAGAGAGCUCGGCUGUGACCUCGCCGACGUUGACAAGAUGGCCGCCUGCCUCAGAGCAACAUCCGUUCACACACUCAACGCUGCUCAGACGAAGCUGCUGGCCGUCAGCGGUCCGUUUCAGUCCUGGUCUCCGGUCCGUCAGUCCGAGUCGCAGUCCUUCCACAGAGUCGACCUGCUGCUGGGAACUUCUGAACACGACGGCCUGAUCGACCGAGCUCGCAGGAUAAAGGACUUUGAGGCGCUGCAGGGUCGAGCAGACGGUAAGACGGCGUUUUACGAGGCUCUGAGUCGCUCGCUGGGAGGAGCGACAGGAAGUGACGUGCUGAAGGAGGCGGCGGCCUGGUUCUACUCUCUGGAUCACAGCCCGUCAGCUGCUGGAUACAACCUGUUCUCCAGAGCGCUCAACAACGCCACCAGAGAUCUGUUCAUCAUCUGUCCCAGUCUGCAGAUGGUUAGCCACUGGGCUAACAGCAAAGCUAACGUCUUCCUGUACCACCAGCCGGCCUCCAGCGCUCACGACAGGGCUGACGUGUCUGUUCCUCUGGACGUUCAGUUUGUGUUUGGGACUCCUCAUCGCCCAAUGAGCUCUCAGCGUUUCACCUCCUCUGAUCGACGCCUCUCUCUGGCCGUGAUGACCUACGUCUCCAGCUUCAUCCGGACCGGGGACCCGAACCCAUCUCGUAUGUGGGCGGAGUCAGUUCUUCCCCGUUGGCAGCAGGUCCAGUCCUCUGACGCCCCGCCCACCUACCUGGAGCUAAGCCCCGCCCUGCGACAUCGUCAGGGUCUGAGUCAGAACUCCUGCUCCUUCUGGAACGAACUGGGCGUAAAACUGACUGGGCUGAGAGGUGAGUCGGGGGCGGAGCCUGUCCAGCCUGCAUUGACCCCUGUUCUCCCAGUGGCUGCACCAUCCAGCCAAUCACAGACUGAGAAAGACGCCUACAGCUGAACUAAUGACAUCAGUUUUCUUCCUUCAGAUUCACUUUGAUGUUCUGUAUGAUAAUCAAUAAAAAGCAUUCAAACUCUC